Messenger RNA from Polychytrium aggregatum, 1752 nucleotides. RefSeq names its product Endoribonuclease XendoU-domain-containing protein. Bases 96 to 1529 code for a protein of 477 amino acids. NCBI's taxonomy places the organism in Eukaryota, Fungi, Chytridiomycota, Chytridiomycetes, Polychytriales. The record is from RefSeq and is a predicted model, not a curated record. The transcript is spliced from 5 exons. Gene Ontology annotation, molecular function: RNA endonuclease activity.
UGGAUGGCGGCCUCCACCCGCCGGUCUCGUCACCAACCCUCCGCCACGGCGACCGCCAUCACGAACACCACGACCACGAGGAUAACCGGCCCGCCAUGUCGUUCCUGAACAACAUCAUCAACAAAGUCCAGCAGGAAGUUGACAAGAAGAUCCCUGGCGCGGGGCAAAUCAUCGGGCAGCUACAUAACGAGUUCCAACAAUCUCACCAGCAGCAGCAGCAGCAGCAGCAGCAACCACCUUACCAACAGCAACCGCCUUACCAACAGCAACCGCCUUACCAACAGCAGCAAUCGUAUCAACAGCAGCAAUCCUACCAACAGCAACCACCUUACCAACAGCAGCAGCCUUAUGACCAAAACUUCCCCCCUCCACCGUCGAGUAGCACUGGCAACCAGACCGCCGCCACCUAUAAUCAACCAGUGCAGGGCAAAGUCCACUCGUCCUACUCGGCGACCACCUCGCACUCGGGUGGCUCUACUACAACUUAUGCCCAACAUGUAACCGCCACUACUACCACUGCAAACGAGGGCUCUGCUGACAAUUCUUACGCACACCACGCCGCAGCCGGAGCCGUUGGUGGGUCCACAACCACCACAACGACUACCACAACUACCACAUCGAACCUCGGCACAUCCACUUCAUACUCCACGGUCACUACAACUUAUGCCUCGGCGGACUGUCCUGAGCCCACACCUCAGGAACUGGGGGAUAUAUCUCUGGCGGUCGAACAGCUGUGGAACUUGGAUACAGACCGCCUGGCCCCUGGACAGAACUUCCAACUCAAUCUCCAGCAUAAGACAUUUGUCUCUAAUGCCGAUGACGUCGCUCGAGAAAGGCUCUUCUCGAACCUUCACCAAGACAUCUUCGAACGCCCAACCUUCAAGUAUUUCAUCAGCCUCCUGGAUAAUUAUCACGCUACCGUUGGCAUCGAGGAGCAUGAGACUGCGGCCGAAGUCACCGAGCAGCACAAGUUUGUUGAUUCUGUCCUGAAGACCAAAUGCGGUGCGUAUCUGUACAAGUACCUGAAGGCCAAGGGACUCACCCACUGCGACCUGAAUGAGUUCAAGCGAAAUGUCAUCCAUCUCUGGUUCGGAAUGUACAGAAGAGUCAGCAAGAACGACUCUUGUCCCUUCGAACACACGUUCCUGGGCGAGAUCCGCGACAACCAGGUGAUUGGCUUCCAUAAUUGGAUCCAGUUUUAUAUCGAAGAAAGUCGCGGAAACGCCAAUUAUCGUGGCUACAUCACGCCCAAGAGAAAGGGCACCAAGCUGGACCAUCCGACGGGCAGGGAUCACAUCAUGUCCUGCCAGCUUGAAUGGCACGGUUGCGUCAAGCCCGUUUCAACCUUUCUGAUGGGCGUCAGCCCCGAGUUUGAGCUGGCGCUGUACACGCUUUGCUUUUACGCCCUUCCCGACCACGAGGGUCACAUCCCCUUCACCAUCGAUGGCGUCGACAUCGGGCUGACCAUCCACAAGCUCAGGAACGGUCGAGAGAUUGCCCUAGGAUCUGCCUACAUUGAGGUUCUCUAAUUGUACCGAAUCCAAGACUCCGAUGCCACAUGGUCGCUUCACGGUCAGAUUUUACAACGCUCGUCAGCUGAAGCUCGAGGGCACCUUGGCAUAUGAGUCCAAUGACCACUUCCUUCACUCUCAGUAUUUGAGAAAGGGGCUGGGAUGUUGUGUGUUUGUGGCUGAUGGCCGCCUCUUCUUCGAAGCCUGAAUACACACCCAUCCGCCACUCCGCGAUCGGAAG